Megalobrama amblycephala (Wuchang bream) is the source of this 4983-nucleotide messenger RNA. RefSeq names its product EH-domain containing 3 (gene ehd3). Gene Ontology annotation, cellular component: cytoplasm; plasma membrane. Gene Ontology annotation, molecular function: GTP binding; protein binding; calcium ion binding. Gene Ontology annotation, biological process: endosomal transport; endocytosis. Bases 492 to 2099 code for a protein of 535 amino acids. The transcript has 6 exons. The record is from RefSeq and is a predicted model, not a curated record. Lineage: Eukaryota; Metazoa; Chordata; Actinopteri; Cypriniformes; Xenocyprididae.
GCCAGCAGUGGGGCAUUUCCUCCAGUGUCGGGUUUCUCCAGCGCACUGGCAUUUAAAUCUGCUGCAGUGGGAAGCCUUUGGACGUCUGUCAUCGUGAGUGAAUCUGCUCUGCUGGAGAAUUUCGCGCUCGUUUUCUUUUCUCUUUCAAAUUUCCAACAGUGUAUCGCUGAAUGAUACAUUGUUGCGUUUAGCGGCGCGCGCUUUUAUUCCAACAAAGCCUGAAUGAAAAUCUGCCUGUUUGGCCAUGUUUUUGACCAUGACAUAUACGCAGAAUAUUAUGUAAUGCAUUAUAUUUUGUAAUUAUGGUCUAGUCUUGUGAGCAUUUUGUGUCGUGAGUGGCCUAGAGACAAGGGAACCUUUUCAAUGGACUAUUAAAUACAUCUACGUCAGAAAAAAAAUCCAUUCAUUUGAAUACGGCUCGUUGGUGCAUAAAUAAUUAUCCAAGAUAAACAGAAAUAAUCGUGUAAGGUUGCCUAUACUCGAGUUGCAUCAUGUUCAGCUGGUUGGGAACCGAUGACAGGAGAAAGAAAGAUCCAGAAGUCUUCCAGACUGUCAGUGAAGGACUGAAGAAGCUCUACAAAACCAAACUGCUUCCACUGGAGGAGCACUACAAAUUCCAUGAGUUUCACUCACCCGCUUUGGAGGAUGCAGAUUUUGACAAUAAACCCAUGGUUCUCCUGGUGGGACAGUAUUCCACUGGCAAAACCAGCUUUAUAAGAUAUCUCCUGGAGCAGGACUUCCCUGGUAUGCGGAUUGGUCCAGAACCCACAACUGAUUCCUUCAUAGCAGUGAUGCAUGGCAACAUGGAGGGACUAAUACCAGGAAACGCACUGGUUGUGGAUCCCAAAAAACCCUUUCGGAAGCUCAACGCCUUUGGCAAUGCCUUCCUUAACAGGUUUGUGUGUGCCCAGCUGCCCAAUCCUGUUCUGGAGAGCAUCAGUGUGAUUGACACUCCAGGAAUCCUGAGCGGAGAGAAACAAAGGAUCAGCAGAGGCUAUGACUUCGCUGCGGUGUUGGAGUGGUUCGCCGAACGCGUGGACCGCAUCAUCCUGCUGUUUGAUGCCCACAAGCUGGACAUCUCGGACGAGUUCUCGGAGGUGAUCAAGGCCCUCAAGAACCACGAGGAUAAGAUCCGUGUGGUGCUCAACAAGGCCGACCAGAUCGAGACGCAGCAGUUGAUGCGCGUCUACGGCGCCCUCAUGUGGUCGCUGGGGAAGAUAGUCAACACACCUGAGGUGAUUCGUGUCUACAUAGGCUCCUUUUGGUCACAUCCAUUGCUGAUUCCAGACAAUCGCAAGCUGUUUGAAGCUGAAGAGCAAGAUCUGUUCAAGGAUAUCCAGUCGCUGCCCCGCAACGCCGCUCUUCGCAAGCUCAACGAUCUGAUCAAGAGAGCUCGUCUUGCUAAGGUCCAUGCAUACAUAAUUAGCUCCUUGAAGAAAGAAAUGCCUUCAGUCUUUGGGAAGGACAACAAAAAGAAGGAGCUGAUUAACAGCUUGGGCGAGAUCUACAGCCGCAUUGAGAGGGAACACCAGAUUUCCCCGGGAGACUUCCCUAAUCUUAAGAAAAUGCAGGAACAGCUUCAGGCACAUGAUCUGAACAAGUUCCAGCCUCUGAAAAUGAAGCUAUUGGACACCGUAGAUGACAUGCUGGCCCACGACAUCGCCCAGCUUAUGGUUCUGGUGCGCCAAGAGGAGACGCAGCGGCCCAAUCAGGUGGUGAAGGGCGGUGCCUUCGAGGGCACCAUGAACGGACCGUUCGGACACGGAUAUGGCGAGGGAGCCGGCGAGGGCAUCGAUGAAGUCGAAUGGGUGGUAGCACGUGACAAACCCAUGUAUGAUGAAAUCUUCUACACUCUCUCGCCCGUCAAUGGCAAAGUGACUGGAGCCAAUGCCAAGAGGGAGAUGGUGAAGUCCAAGCUGCCAAACACUGUGCUGGGUAAGAUCUGGAAGCUGGCUGACAUUGAUAAAGAUGGGAUGCUCGAUGAUGAGGAGUUUGCCUUGGCCAACCAUUUGAUCAAGGUCAAACUAGAAGGUCACGAGCUUCCAAGCGAACUGCCUGCUCAUCUUUUGCCGCCAUCCAAGAGAAAAGUUACAGAGUAAGAUUGAUGGAAUCAGAAUGGAUUUUGGAAAAGCAAAUAGUGCGAAUUUAGGUUGCAGUUGAAUUAUUGAUGGCUGGACAACUAUUAUUAUAGAAAAAAACAGACUCCUUUGAAAUGUGUGGUUUAUGCUUCACUAGCAAGAAUGGAUUCGAAAAUGAUCCACCUUUUUUUGACCUGUGUAUGUUUUUUUUUGUUUUUUUUUGUUUUUUUAUGAACAAGUCAACAAGUCAUACUGUCUGCAGUGUUUAAAAUCAUUUUAUGUGUGCUUUCAGAUUUUACAGUCAUAUACACUCUAACACUGUGUCCUAACCAGACGUGUUGCGAUAAAAGAUAUUAUAUGUAAAACAGCACGUUUUGCCAAUCAUUUGGUUCCAUUUCUGCUGCAGUGCGUGCUAGCUUCGCUCACAGUGAAAUCUCAUUGGUCACACUUCACGUAACUACAUUCUUCUGAUUGGUUGUCAUUGUGUCAUGUUGCAUAGCUGUUUUGCAUUCAGUCGCAUUGCACCUGGUUAGGAUGUGCUAAGAUGCUUUAUCAGUAUAUUUCACUUUCACAUGCAAUUUACACUAUUGUUCAAAAGUUUGGGGUCAAUCAUUUGUUUUUGAAAGUAUAUUAUGCUCACCAUAAAUAUAGUAAAAAAAUACUGUGAAAUAUAAUUGAUUUCUGUGAUGGCAAAGCUGAAUUUUCAGCAUCAUUACUCCAGUCUUUAGUGUCACAUGAUCCUUCAGAAAUCAUUCUAAUAUGCUGAUUUGCUGCUCAAGAAACAUUUCUUAUUAUUAUCAAUGUUGAAAACAGCUGAACUGCAUAAUAUUUUGGGGGAAAGCGAAAUACAUAUUUCAGGAUUCUUUGAAAAACAAAGUUCAGAAGAACAGCAUUAUUUAAAAUUGAAACCUUUUGUGACAUUAUAAAUGUAUUUACUGUCACUUUUAAUCGAUUUAAAGCGUCCUUGCUGAAUAAAAGUAAUUUCUUUAAAAACUGACCUCAAAUUUUUGAACUUUCAGUGUAUAUCAGACUGAUCUGUGUCUCAAGUGGGGUGUGAGACAUCAAUUACUGCAGACAAACGUGAAUUAUAUUCUGAAUCUUUGUAUCAGUUGUUGUUUUGCGUGCACAACUGGUAAAAUCUAAUGAGAAAAGCAAAAUUCCUUUUAUAACUAGGUGUAAUUGUUAUUCUCUUCUUAAGGCGGCAUCUUAAUGAAUGCGAGUCCUUUCUAGCCUGACCAAGAGACUGUUAAAACUGUAUAGUCGUCAUGUCAGAAGACUCAAUGUUUAGUGUUUUGAUGGACCCGUAGAGCUAGUAUCCUUGUCAAUAGUAUACUGUAUAUGUUAAUGCUUAACAUAUCUAAACUAACUUGGGUUAUAGGAGUGUUUAUAUAAUUCCGGUCUGAUUUCCAAAGGGAAAAAAAAUGACGCUGCAAAACAGCUGUUACACUUUAUUCAAAUGAUGUGAAACUUCUCUUGCUGAGCGUUUCUACAUUCAUAUGCUCAUUGAAAGAGCAGCGGCUUUGGAUCUAAAUAUGUAUCAAGUCUUAUUACUUAAUUAUAUCAGCAUUUAAUGAUUUAAUGAACUCUUUACCUCUCUAUCCACCCCUUGGAAGCAGUUUAUCUUGAGCUGUCACAUUUUCUCAUGCAGAUUUUUAGGAUCUGAAGGUGAAUUGAUAGGGUUUUAUGCACUGAACUAAAUGGUCUUCAAAGGGAUAGCUCACCCAGAAAAUGACAAUUAUGUCAUUAUUUACUUGUGUAAUUUAAAUACUGUGGAUGACAACAAAAGGCGAUGUUUUGCAUGUCAUGAAAGUAGUUUGAUAAAACUUAUACACUAUAUUCCAUGUCUUCUUAAGCCACAAUUUGAGUCAAAUUGAAGUGAUUAUUUACUGAAAAUUGCCAUAUGUACGUAAUGUAAUUUGGCAUGUCAUGAUCAGUUAUGAGACACACUGACGUUUGGCAUCACUGACAUUAAAGGGAUAGUCCUCCCAGAAAUUCUGUCAUCAUUUACUCGCCCUCAUGUCGUUUCACACCUCUAUGACUUACUUUCUUCUGUGGAACAUAGAAGAAGAUAUUUUGAAGAAUGUUGGUAAAUAAGUAGUUUUGGUUUAUUUACAGAUUAACAGAUGGAUAUUAUGGAUAAAAAUACAAUGCAAGUCAAUGGGAACCAAAACUGUUUGGUUAUCAACAUUCUUCAAAAUAUAGUUUUGUGGGUUCAGCAGAAGAAAGAAAUUCAUACAGGUUGUAAAUUACAGAAUUUUCACUUUUUUUUGGUGGACUACACCUUUUUAAUUGAAGACAAAAAUCAUACACAUUUUAAUGUACAUGACUCAAUAUUUUUAUUUUGUGUACUAUUCCUUUAAAUCUGAUUUGAUUUGAUUUGAAUGCCCAGUUGCUUAUUUGAAAUAUUUCCACUGAUCCAAACUAAACCUCUAAAGCCCAUUUAGUUUGAUGAAUUAAACCUGUAAUCUGCCUCGGUGCCUUGAGACACACCCGCCUCAAUCAGAUUUGUGACACUAGAGAUGUAUAAAGCACAUUGUCGUAUUCUACAAUACCAUUACACGCUAAUAAAAUAAACUGACAUUCUUCAAAGACUUUCAUUAAUGCUCCAUUUACAGUUUGAUGUGAGUCUCAAAUGAAAAAAUUCCAGAAGUUUUGCACAUCAGAUUUUUUUGGGCCAUAAUGUAGGGUUGUGUAUUUGUGUGUUUGACCAAGUAUGUACAUGUGUAUGGGUGCAAUAUGGUUUGCAGAUGUAUUGUGAAGUAGUUUGUGUACGUGUGCUUACGCGAAGCACAGAUGCUCUGUUGCUCAUUGUGUUUUAACCAGUGCGGACAAACUAUGUGAGACACUACUGUUCAGGGAGGUGGACAUUAUUCAACUAAAUAAAGAUAUAACUAAUUUAAAGGUC